CUCCCAGGAAAUCCACACGUGACUGGAAGGGUCGCAUUCCACUCUUAGGAAUGCACGCUUGCCUCCUUCCACAAUGGACGAUAUUGAAGCUGAAACAAAUGGAGAGGCUAUCAGAAUGCAGGAGCUGUCAGAAGGAAAGAGCCCAGAUCUUUACUUUCAAGAUGGGAGACGCUGUAUUGACUUCAUUUUGGCAUGGAAAAUGGAUGACCAGCACCUGCAACUGCAUCAUGUCCAGAGGAGGGAAGUGUUUGAAAAAAACCUGGAGGAAGAGGGACUUGAGCUGGAAUUUGAAGACAAUGUGGAGAGUCAACUGCGUUUCAUCAAAGUUCAUGCACCAUGGGAAGUGCUUACUCGAUAUGCAGAGAUUCUCAAACUCAAGAUGCCCAUGAGAGAGUUGAGGGGCAUGGACUAUGAGAUCAUGCAUCCCCAUGCAGUGGUGAAAGAGGUGGAAGGAUGGCUCUCAUCUUGUCUGCGUGUUUUUCAGUUAGAUGAAUACCUCUUCCCACCACAAGAGAAGACCUUCACUGCCACAUACAGUAGAGACAAGGAAUACCUGUUUAACAUGAAAGAAGACAUCUUCACUUCAUCAAUGAGGAGUCGCAUUGUGGACUUCAUCCUGUGUAGGAAACAUUUCCGUGUAGAAACAAAAGCUUGUGAAAUGUCUUUUGGAGUCCAGAAAUUGCUCAUGGAUCGAACAUAUGAUGCUGCCUACCCACUACAUGAUGGUGAUCUGGUGAGUGAAGGGUCCAUAAGACACCUUCUGAGAACAGAAUGGGGCUCACUCCGCAAAUUGCACAAGUGCCAACCUUUAGAAUGCAUCAAAGAUUACUAUGGAGUCAAGAUCUCCCUAUACUUUGCAUGGUUGGGAUUCUACACUUACAUGCUCAUCCCUGCCUCCAUUGUUGGCCUCAUUUGCUUCCUCUAUGGGUGCUUCUCACUCUAUUCAAAUGAGCCAAGUGAAGACAUCUGUAAUCAACAUCUGAACAUAACUAUGUGUCCAAUUUGUGAUCACUUGUGUGACUUCUGGCACUUGGAAGAGACUUGUCUUCAUGCCAGGAUUACCUACCUGUUUGAUAAUCCAGCUACCCUCUUCUUUGCUAUCUUCAUGUCCUUCUGGUCUGCAAUGUUCCUUGAGUUCUGGAAGCGCUACAGUGCUGAGAUCUCACAUCAAUGGGACCUGACAGGAUUUGACAUUCGAGAAGAGCAUCCUCGACCUGAGUAUUUGGCUCGCCUGUCAUCCAUGCAGGAGCAGCGUCUCAACUAUGUGACAAAAAUGCUGGAGCCUCAUGUCUCCUUUUGGAAGAUGAAGGUCCCUGGCCUUUUUAUCAGCUGCAUUUCCAUCCUGUUACUUAUAUCAUUAGCUCUAGUGGCAGUGAUGGCUGUGAUUCUGUAUCGCAUGUCCAUGGUAGCUGCCUUGAGUUUGCAUGGCGAUUCUUAUGUGACAUCAUAUGCCAUGCUCAUCACUACUACUACUGCUGCUUCCAUCAACCUCUGCUGUAUCCUUGUCUUCAACCAGCUUUACAACCGGUUGGCCACCUACUUGACAGAAUUAGAAUUGCCAAGGACACAAUCAGAAUUUGAUGAUAGCCUGACCCUGAAGAUCUAUCUCCUGCAGUUUGUCAAUUAUUAUGCAUCCAUCUUUUAUAUUGCAUUUUUCAAAGGGAGUUUCAUUGGAUAUCCAGGAUCAUACAAACGAUUGUUUGGUUUCCGUCAGGAAGAGUGUGGUCCUGGAGGAUGUUUGAUGGAAUUGUGUAUCCAGUUAGGAAUCAUAAUGGUUGGGAAACAAGCAAUGAACACAGUUCUGGAGAUGUUUUGGCCGAUUUUCUUCAAGUGGCUGCAGUUAAUUCAACUGGGAGUCAAAGAAGUUGCAUCCCAUCUUCCUUCUACACGUUGGGGAAAAGACUACAAACUUGUGGAUUUUGGGACUCAGGGCCUUUUUAAUGAGUACUGUGAGAUGGUUUUGCAGUUUGGAUUUGUGACCAUAUUUGUGGCUGCAUUCCCCCUGGCCCCAUUGUUUGCCCUCAUCAACAACAUCUUUGAAAUGCGAUUGGAUGCUCGCAAGCUCCUGACAUACUACAGGCGUCCUGUGGCACAGCGAGUCAUUGAUAUUGGCAUCUGGUAUACCAUCUUGGAGUCAGUGGGGAAACUUGCAGUUCUCACCAAUGCCUUCAUCAUUGCAUUUACUUCAAAUUUCAUCCCACGUAUUGUGUAUCGGAUGAAUGUGAGUCCAGAUGAUUCGUUAAAGGGGUUUCUCAAUCAUUCCUUGGCAUACUUCAAUGUCAGUGACUUCCCACCAGAGUAUGCUCCACAAGUCUCUGGCCACAGUGUCUGCAGGUAUCCUGAUUAUAGAGAACCCUACUGGAGGGAGGACAAAUACAAUCCAACAUCCAUGUUUUGGCAUGUAUUGGCUGCCAGGCUCGCAUUUGUUGUUGUUUUUCAAAAUCUUGUGUUUGGGUUGAUCAAUGUCAUUCGUUGGAUUAUACCUGACACCCCUGGGAAGCUGAAAGACAAGAUCCGCCGAGAGGCAUAUUUGACCAAUGAGAUAAUUAUGGAACAAGAGCUCUUGCGCUCUAAGACUAGCCGCUGGACUGGAGCAUUUGGAAAAUGGGCUGGUCAAGGGAAUGACAAGGAUCCUCUUCCAACUCACAGGACCCAAAAGCCUGCAUCACCUGGUGGAGCAGGAGAUUUCUCAUCUGAAAUACAGUACCCCAGGCUUCAUGUGAUGGAUAAGGAGGACCAGGCUGCAUCUCAUUACUAUCUCUUUGUGUGUCCUUGA
This is a messenger RNA of Darwinula stevensoni, 2776 nucleotides long. The record is from the annotation of a GenBank genome assembly. NCBI's taxonomy places the organism in Eukaryota, Metazoa, Arthropoda, Ostracoda, Podocopida, Darwinulidae.